This is a messenger RNA of Phragmites australis (common reed), 921 nucleotides long. RefSeq lists its product as uncharacterized. The transcript has 2 exons. The coding region runs from base 1 to 921 and encodes 306 amino acids. Lineage: Eukaryota; Viridiplantae; Streptophyta; Magnoliopsida; Poales; Poaceae. The record is from RefSeq and is a predicted model, not a curated record.
AUGGCGGAUGAGUACAAGGCCCUCGUCGACAACAACACAUGGGUUCCAGUUCCUCGGCCCGCUGGUGCUAAUGUGGUGACAGCUUCUUCAGGUGCUCUACUGCAGAAGCUGACUCGUCUAUUACAUUCAGAGCUUGCCAUGACCAACCUCGGUGACCUCCACUUCUUCCUCGGGAUAUUAGGUCAGCGUUCCUCCUCCGGCCUCUUCCUCUCGCAGCGCCAGUACGCUUCAGAUCUUCUCCGACGCGCUGGCAUGGCCGAGUGUCACUCCACUUUGACACCUGUUGACACUCACGCCAAGUUGUCUGCUAUAGAUGGACAUCCCGUUGCCGACCGUUCAGAGUACAGGAGCAUCGCUGGGGCCCUUCAGUAUCUGACCCUAACACGACCUGACCUGGCUUAUGCAAUUCAACAGGCAUGUCUCUUUAUGCAUGAUCCGCGAGAACCGCAUCUCGCGUUGAUCAAACGCAUACUGCGCUAUGUCAAGGGCACUCUCGAUGUCGGCCUGCUCAUUGGCACCUCCCCAGUAACAUCUCUCACCCCAUACUUAGAUGCAGACUGGGCCGAUUGCCCUGACUCCCGGCGUUCCACCUCAGGCUACUGUGUCUACCUCGGCGACAAUCUCGUCUCUUGGUCUUCCAAGCGCCAGUCCACCGUAUCUUGUUCCAGUGCGGAGGCUGAGUACCGCGCCGUUGCGCAUGCUGUCACCGAGUGCUGUUGGCUACGUCAGCUUCUCCAAGAGCUACACAUCCUGCUUGCUUCGACCACUGUGGUCUACUAUGAUAAUGUGAGUGCCAUAUACAUGUCAUCUAAUCCAGUACAACACAGGCGCACAAAGCAUAUUGAGAUCGACAUCCACUUUGUUCAUGAGAAGGUGUCUCUUGUUCACGUUCGAGCUCUUCACGUGCCUUCCUCACACUAG